UCUCAGGGCCCUCAGUCGUCAGUCUUCAGUCUUUUUUUUUAUGUCUCGAAAUUUUCCGGCCAACUAUUGCGAAGUAAUCAAGUGGAAAACUGCCUCUCAGACUUUGAUAAAAAAUUAAAAGACCAGUUUAUCGGACUUGAGACUUAAUGUGUUCCUAAUUACCCGCGUUUGUUUAUUUUAUUUUUGUUGGCUGAUGAAAUACUUUCUCUUUUUCGUUGACUUAUUUCUGGGUCCCCUCAUAAUUUCUGGCCUGAACCAGAAGAGAGUGCGUGGGCGUGGCGUUAUUUUUGGAAGCAGAAAAAAUAAAAGUUUAUUGUGAAAACAAAACUAACCUUGGGUCCCUUUUUGUCGGUUGCCCGAAAACCACCAAACAAUGUGGUCAGACAGCAUUCCACAAAAUUAAUUUUGUUCGAAACUGCAGUAUAAAGUUGCAUAUUUUUCGUGCUUGUUUUUGGGUAUUUUUUGGUGAAAAAUUAUGACCUGCCUCUCGGACAUUGAUUUGGCCACCUUGCAUCAGAGCCGCUUGGAGCAGCGCUGGCACUACGGCCUACCCAACGAGUCCAUGUACCACACUGUAUUCCAUCAUCACCACCAUCCUGAUGGAUUCAGUCCAAUGACGCGUCUCUGUCUGGAGCGGAACCUCCUGAAGAAGGUGCAGAGCGACCUGAAUGGAAACCGAGUGGAUGGGGGGCACACCGAGAGCGGGGACCUGGCGUCAGGUGUGCAGCGCCGACGCUCCGGCACCUGGCCGCGCACUCGAAGUCUGAAUGCCCCAUCGCCUGUCCAACAGUUCGGACCAUGUGGACGCAUCAUGAAGAACUCCGCCAUGGUGAUGCAGAUCCAGGAUCCUGCUAGCCAGAGACUCACCUGGUAUAAGCCACCCCUCACCGUACUGGUCAUCAAAAAAGUCAGCGAUGCCUCGGUUCUGGCGCCAUUCGUCCAGCUGGUGGAUUGGCUGCUCCAGGAGAAGAACAUGGUGGUGUGGGUCGAGUCCGCCGUGUUGGAGGACUCACUACUUAACGAGGAUGUGCGAUUCAAUGCCUUGCGGGAUAAGCUAGUGACCUUCAAAGAUGGCCGGGAUGACCUGACGGACAGGAUCGACUUCAUUGUCUGCCUCGGAGGCGAUGGCACUUUGUUAUAUGCCUCCCUGCUAUUCCAGCAAUCGGUGCCACCGGUGAUGUCUUUCCAUUUGGGAUCACUGGGCUUUCUGACGCCCUUCCGCUUCGACAACUUCCAGGACCAGUUGACCAGCGUCCUCGAGGGUCAUGCCGCCCUGACCCUGAGGAGUCGGCUGCGCUGUGUGAUGCACCGGCGGAGCGACAGGAAGCACGAGGCCAAGACGGAGAUUGAUCCUUUGGCAGAUGGCCGUCCGGCGGCCAACAGCAUCCUGGUGCUGAACGAGGUGGUGAUCGACCGAGGACCCUCGCCAUACCUCAGCAACAUAGACCUGUUCCUGGAUGGGAAGUACAUCACUUCAGUGCAGGGCGAUGGCCUGAUUGUUUCCACACCCACCGGAAGCACCGCAUAUGCCGCUGCAGCGGGUGCUUCGAUGAUUCAUCCUUCCGUUCCUGCCAUUAUGGUGACUCCCAUUUGCCCGCAUUCCCUGAGCUUCCGACCCAUAGUGGUGCCCGCCGGAGUGGAGCUUAAGAUCUCUGUUUCACCAGAGAGCCGCAAUACUUCGUGGGUCAGUUUCGACGGCCGCAACCGCCAGGAGCUGUUCCAUGGCGACAGUCUUCGUGUGACCACCUCCAUCUAUCCGGUGCCCUGUAUUUGUGCCCAGGACCAGAUCUCCGACUGGUUCGCCUCCCUCGCCGAUGGCCUGCACUGGAAUGUGCGCAAGCGGCAGAAGUGCCUGGACGAGCUGUCGGACCUCACGGCGUCCGGCUCGGAGGACACGCUGGACGAGAUCGAGAACAUGAAAUUGUAUGAUGUUUAGUGCGCGUACUCGAAGUCUGAAUGCCCCAUCGCCCUUUCAGCAAUUCGGACCAUGUGGAC
Molecule: messenger RNA, 1995 nt
Organism: Drosophila bipectinata
Lineage: Eukaryota; Metazoa; Arthropoda; Insecta; Diptera; Drosophilidae
Product: NAD kinase-like
Biological process (GO): NAD+ metabolic process; NADP+ biosynthetic process
Molecular function (GO): NAD+ kinase activity
Source: RefSeq, a predicted model, not a curated record